This is a messenger RNA of Camelina sativa (false flax), 402 nucleotides long. Lineage: Eukaryota; Viridiplantae; Streptophyta; Magnoliopsida; Brassicales; Brassicaceae. The record is from RefSeq and is a predicted model, not a curated record.
AUGUCUCAAUCAAUAUCCAGCCCAAAGGCAGAACAAGUUGUUAGUGUUGAUGUGAGCCAAGCCAAGGCUCUCCUCCAGUCUGGGCAUCAGUAUCUUGAUGUUAGGUACAUAAACGAGAGUCUCCUAGAACGGAUACAAGCAACUAAGAUCGUCAACAUUCCCUACAUGGUCAGCACACCUCAAGGUAGAGAGAAGAAUCAAGAUUUCUUGGAACAAGUCUCUUCUCUUCUCAACCCAGCUGAUGAUAUCCUUGUGGGUUGUCAGAGUGGAGCCAGAUCCUUAAAUGCCACAACUGAACUUCUUGCUGCAGGUUACAAGAAAGUGAGAAACGUGGGAGGUGGCUACUUGGCUUGGGUAAACCAUAGCUUUCCGAUCAACAAGGAAGAGCCAUCUGCAAACUAA